Messenger RNA from Planococcus citri (citrus mealybug), 1562 nucleotides. RefSeq lists its product as uncharacterized. The transcript has 5 exons. The record is from RefSeq and is a predicted model, not a curated record. Bases 75 to 857 code for a protein of 260 amino acids. NCBI's taxonomy places the organism in Eukaryota, Metazoa, Arthropoda, Insecta, Hemiptera, Pseudococcidae.
GUAGAUUUUCAUAGACAAAAGUUUUAAACGUUGUCAGUAUUUUUCAAAGGAGCUUUCGCGUAGGGAGUAAAAAAAUGAAUUCAAACGAAAGAGUCUUCUUAUUCAUUUUUUCCAUUGUCACCAUGAACGUGAUCUGCUGUGCUUUCGGUCAAUACGAACCUUUAUACAUGUCGAAACCAGAUUAUAGUAACGAGUACUAUUUAAUAUACAAUGUCAGAUAUAACAUAGCGGACCAGAAACUUUACGUGGUAGAGUCUCUGGAAGGCGAUAUAAUAUCGCUGUGUCCGCGAACUGAUGAUCCAAAUUCUCUUGAGAUACGACAGAAGGAACCAAAGAAAAUCCCUUUUAUUCCCGAUGAUUGCGAAACAUCGAUCAAAUCCGACGUUUAUUUCCUAAAGGAUGUGUUUGAGGACAUGUCGAGCUAUUCGAGCGUAAUUGGAUUUCUGCGUUUUACACCAGAUAGCAUUUUCGGAUCAGCCUUCAACGACGUUCCUCAAAACCAUAAAGUGGUCGAAUUCAUUCACUUCAGAUUUGACAAAUCUUUGGGAAGGAUCAGGUAUGUAGAAUAUGAAAUAGGAACUGGAAAACAUUUAAAACCGGAGAUAAGCACGCAAAAGGAGAAUAACGAAUACCAAAAGAAUGAAAAUAUUUUCGGAUACGACGUCGAUAAAUUAUACUCUCAAAGUAAACUUCCUAUGGUCAAAGUCCAACUAGCCCCCGAGGAUGAUUUCUUUUACGCCAAUUUGAAAUCAGCCUCAAGACACAACAUACUGACUGCUCCAAUGUGGCGUGAGCUGCUACCUCAAUGGCAAGCUUUGGAAAUAUUUAUACGAAAAGUGACCCAAGUACACACAUAGUCCAUAAUUGCUCCUCCCUUUCUUCCAUAAACACUAACCAGCAUAGAAUAUUCUUUCACUGAACCUUCAUCUAAUUAAAUUAUGAUUCUGUAGAUUAUCAAUUCGCUCAACGUAAAAACAGGAGUCCACGAUACGCUCACAAAAUCCAGAACCGCCCGCUCUCCUCGAACAAUAUAUUUACACGAUGAGAAACACCCUAUACCCAAGUAUUUCUGGAAAAUCAUUUACAUAGAAAUCCGGCUCGAGUUUAAUCUACUUUACACUUACGGAAUAUUAUUCGUAAUGCAUAACGUCGAUCCAAAUGCUAAAUCAAGUGAACAGAAAAUAUGCCCUGAUGAUGAUUUGUCAAAAAUGGGAUGGGACUUUUUACCAGACAAUGAAUUUAAAUCCCUGAUGUAUGCUUGCUUCUAUAAUGAAGUUAAUUUGAAGUUUUUUCAACAAGAAACCAACGAUCAUACUGUUCCUAAAACUAUUGAUUUACACGAAGUACCAGUAAGAGAAACAGAUGAUGAGGGAAAAUUGACUGAUGACUUUAGGAGAAUAAACGUGAUGGAAGAAAUGCAGAAAUUCAAGGAAGCUACAGAAGACUUCAUGAAGAAAUAUCUUACAUCCUUGAAUUAUACGUUGUGAAACAAAUGAGUAAAAUUUGAUCGCAUCCAAGAAAUAGGCAGAUAGCAAUUUUUUGUAUUUUUUCAAACUCUAUAC